CAAGUCUAAUCCCAGUGAAUAGAUUCCCAAUAAAGUCCAUUGGUUUUUCCAAAAAAAAAAAAAAAGUCCAUUAGUACUCAAAACACCUUGUGAUUUGGGAAAAUAGUAAAAGUAGUUAAAAUACAAAUAGCAUUGUAUAUUAGUAUAACAUACCUGAGACGCCCAUAUGACAAACAUUGCAUAUCACACUCAGCACUUUCCUGAGACGUUUCAAGAUAUGCCAAAUGUUUUGUCGGCACCCAGGGUGUUCUAUGUAGGUCCCCAAUACUUUUAAUACCCUUGAAAAAGGAUAAAAAAAGGAAAAAUCAUCAAAAUCAAUCUCUAUAGUGUGGUAUAUAACAUCAAUGUAAUUGUAUAUCCAACAUAUAUUAUACAAUAUAACAAUAUAUACUUUGUACUGGAUCAUAUAUAGGCAGUGAAUACUACAGUGUAAUAAUGAACACUUUGUACUUUCACUAAGGAGAAAUUCCCUCUGUCUCAUCUGAAAACUGACCUUUGAAAUGUGAGUGUGAGUGUGAGUGCUGAUCAUUCCCUACUUCUAUGUGUUGCAACAGGAGGAGACAGCCCUCUCCAGGUGACUGCCUAUGUAGGGGAGACUGCCACACUGACACCCCACCCAGAUGUCACUGAUAAAGUUAAUAAAGUCUUAUGGAUGUUUUUUAACGAUGGGAGAAAACAUCUCCUGGCUGAAUUCAGUGACAAAGAGUUCAACAUGCGCAGGACUAUGCAUGAUCGCCUGCAAGUAUUUAACAAUUGGUCAACAUUAGAGAUCAGAGAUCUGAGACUCCAAGAUAGUGGCAUCUACACUGAGCGAAUCUAUUUAUGGCAUGAUGGAGAAGUGAGAGACUUUUCAUACAACCUGACCGUGUUGGGAGGAGACAGCCCUCUCCAGGUGACUGCCUAUGUAGGGGAGACUGCCACACUGACACCAGAUCUCCCUUAUGAAUAUUAUAAAGUCUCAUGGACGACUUUUGUCAAGGGGAAAACAAUACUCGUGGCUGAAUGGUCUCAAAAGGAGUACAAUGAAAACCCUUAUUUCCAAAAUCGUCUGGAUGGAUAUGAAUUAACAUUAGAGAUCAGAGAUCUGAGACUCCAAGAUAGUGGCAUCUACACUGAGCGAAUCAUUUUUUUGGAGGAUGGAGAAGUGAGAGACUUUUCAUACAACCUGACCGUGUUGGGAGGAGACAGCCCUCUCCAGGUGACUGCCUAUGUAGGGGAGACUGCCACACUGACACCAGAUCUCCCUUAUGAAUAUUAUCUAGUCUCAUGGACGACUUUUGUCAAGGGGAAAACAAUACUCGUGGCUGAAUGGUCUCAGAAGGAGUACAAUGAAAACCCUUAUUUCCAAAAUCGUCUGGAUGGAUAUGAAUUAACAUUAGAGAUCAGAGAGCUUAUUGUUUGUGCUCCUUCACUGGCCUCUGCGACAUGAAAUAGAAAGGGGCAGAUAAAUAUAAUAGUUAUAUUUACUUUAAAGCCACUGACAAUUUGAAAUUGGAAAGUCACUUACAAUUUGUUCAGCACAAUACAAUUACAAUUUUAGCGUUUGCAUCCCCAUUGAACCAGUAACAUCUUUAAUAAUCUGUGUAGAGAAUAAAGUAACUUUCUGAAAUGGCUGUGACAUUUAAGUGAAUAAGAACAUUUAUAAAACAGUUCAUGUCAUUUAUUGCCUUACUGGCUAUAGACAAAACGUGAGUUUAUAGUUUAUCUUUCCUACUUGUUAUUGUGAACCAUUUUGUAUGAUCUGAAGGAAAUGUAAAUCCUCAAAAACGAAUGUAAAGUAAGAUACAGGUAUGGGAUCGGUUAU
Xenopus laevis (African clawed frog) is the source of this 1804-nucleotide messenger RNA. Its product is annotated as CD48 antigen-like. NCBI's taxonomy places the organism in Eukaryota, Metazoa, Chordata, Amphibia, Anura, Pipidae. The transcript has 3 exons. The coding region runs from base 653 to 1429 and encodes 258 amino acids. The record is from RefSeq and is a predicted model, not a curated record.